Molecule: messenger RNA, 3455 nt
Organism: Thalassophryne amazonica
Lineage: Eukaryota; Metazoa; Chordata; Actinopteri; Batrachoidiformes; Batrachoididae
Product: collagen alpha-1(XVII) chain-like
Exons: 32
Coding region: 560-3280 (906 amino acids)
Source: RefSeq, a predicted model, not a curated record
AAUGGUUUGUGGGUGCACAUUCUGAAAAGCUGCAUUCAUCAGGUGAACAAAGAACUGCAGAGAAUUUUUUUUUUUUUUCUGUAAAGGGCAUUUCUGCAGGUGAUGUUGGUACAAAGGAAAGAAAAAUGACUUUCACAAAAAAUGAAAGCCUGUGACUCACUGCACAAACAGCCUGAAGCUACAAUGACAAUCCCAGUUAAUGUGCUGACUUUUUUCUUAAACAGUUUGUCUUCCACUCAUUUAAAAAUGCUGCAGGUGUUUUGAAGCAGUUUGCACUGGAUGGACCAUCUAACUAACUACAGGCCAGACUGUCAGAGCUGCUGCAGGAGACAAAGCUGAUCCGCUGACUGCAGGAAGAUCAGGUGGAGGAGCUUCAUCACGAGGCUUCUGGAGCACCAGCAGCUCAGUUCUGGUCCCAUCCAGGACCUCCAGUGAAGCCGGCAAGAAAACUGGAGGUAUCUGCAUCACGACAUCAGGGCUGUCAUCAGAUGGAUUUAACGGGUCAGCUUCUGAGGAUUUAGAAGCUGGGUUUAGCCUGCAGGUGGAGUCUUCCAACAACAUGUCCUCUUCACUGGUAACUGGUUCUGGAGAUGGAAGAAGGGACGGGAGCUUAGGUGUUGUGAGAGUGUCCACAGUGACCAAGGCCAGCUACAGCUCAGGAGGGUCUGGAGAUGCAAAGAAGGGAUCGACUUCUGCCAAAAAGUACUCACCUCUUACAAUGGAGAAGAAGGUCACGUCCAUGUUGGCUGCAAAGCACUCAAAGGUCUUUGAUGGAAGUUCAAGUGGUGACUCUUCUCCAGAAAUCACGACCAAGCAAUAUGGAAUUUCAAAUGCAACUGCAAGCUAUACCAAAAGAGGGAGAACUGAGAGCAAAGAGCGUGAAAUCAGAGUCAGACUUCAGACUGCUUCUCCAACAGCAAGUUGGAUGGAGCUCAGUGAUCUGAAGCUCUCUCCUGACAACACGCUGCCGAUCCCCAAGAAAGCCAGCGUGGACACCAGGACCACGUCUGAGAGCUCUAACACAGAUUACUAUGGCAGUAUUUGGUCUGGAGGUGGUGGAAGCAGCAGCUGUGGCUUCAACACCAACACCAACAACCUGUCAGCCACCUCCACUCUUUACCAGUCAGUGACACCCGGCAGCCCGGCGAACGACGAGGUGCUGAUAGAAAAGGAGGCGGGGCGGCUGGUGACGGCCAAAGAUACGAGGAAACACUGCAUGUCUGUGGCACCCGCUGCUGCCUACUCCGAUGACCUGUUGAAGACAAAGACACAGAAGCUGUCUGCCUGCACAGCAGAUGAAGCAAAAGAUUCUUGGAAUGGAAAAACUGCCACAAAAGAUAAAGCCACCUCGGCAGAGAUCCAGAGGAAUGAAUCUGGCUUUGAAGUCUGCUCUUGCUGCAGCUGGUGGAAAUGGCUUCUGGGCUUCCUGCUCUGCCUCCUCCUUCUCCUGGGCCUCCUCUUUGGCCUCAUCGCAUUGGCUGAAGACGUCAAACGCCUCAGAAACCGUGUUGAGGCUCUGGAGUCCCUCACCGGCACUGCAGCAGUCAGGACCAGCCGCCACUCUGCCUCCUCUGGCAUCAAUAUCAUCAACCCACUGAACACAAAGUACACUGACAAAAUGACUUCCGGUUCCACCCUGAGCCACUCCAAUAAUGCAAUCGUCCUGGAGUCUUCAGGGCCAGGAAUGGGCGCAGGAAGCCAAUCGGGUCUGGACACCUCUGCCCUACAGAGAACCAUACAGCAGCUGGUCAAGGCAGAGCUCCACUCCAACACUCUAAGAGAAACCUUUGCGUACUCACUGAAAGGAGAACCAGGGCUCAAAGGUGAUCCAGGACCUCAAGGACCAAAAGGUGAUAAUGGUUUUCCAGGUGUGCCAGGUUCUCCUGGGCAAGUAGGUCAUCCAGGGUUAGAUGGUCCACGGGGGCCAAAGGGAAGUGCAGGUGAACCAGGGCAGAAGGGACGUGAUGGACCAAUGGGCCCCCGUGGAGAGACCGGACCACCAAGCUUAAGAGAAAAAGGAGAGAAAGGUUCUCCAGGUGAACCUGGACAGUUUGGUCCUGCUGGUGCUGUUGGACCUAUGGGGCCAAAAGGCGAGCGGGGACCACCGGGGCUGCAUGGAGCCAAAGGUGACCCAGGAGACCGUGGACCAUCAGGUAAACCAGGACAACCUGGACCAGAAGGCCCAGCUGGAGCAAAGGGAUCUAAAGGGACUGCUGGUAUCAGUGUUCCUGGACCUCAAGGUGAAAAGGGAGAGCCUGGCAGCUUUGUUCCUACUUCAGAAACCUUCUUUGCUGGACCACCAGGACCUCCGGGACCCCCAGGCCCAAAAGGUCCAACAGGUGAUCCAGGACCACAAGGGUACAGAGGUUUCCCAGGUCAGCCUGGACCCAGGGGGCCUCCUGGAGCUCCAGGACCAGUAGGACAAACUGGAUCUCCAGGCCUUCCCUUCCCACAAGAGUCACACAGACCCAAUGGUCCACCAGGAAGAAAUGGCAGACGUUCUGGGUCAGCUGAUCUGAGGCAGUACAUUUCAGAGUAUCUACAGGGUAGAGGAUAUGACAGUGGGUCUCCUGGCCCUCCAGGUUCACCUGCUGCAAUUUCCGUGAAUGACAUCAUUAAUAUACUGCGGCGAGAUGAAGUCCAGAGACACUUUGUUGUGCCUCCUGGAUCACCUGGACCUUCAGGACUAAUAGGUCAAGUAGGAAUUCCAGGUCAACUUGGAACUUGUGGACCUUCAGGAUUCAACAGUGACACACUGGACACAAGCGGGGUGGCUGAACGUGUCCUUGGCAUUAUGAAUGAGUCAGGAAUGUUAGCUGUUCCUGGACCUCCUGGAGCUUCAGGUCCUCCUGGGAACAUUUCUACUGACCGUUUUCCAGGAUAUCAAGGACAAGUGGGACCUCAGGGGCUUCCUGGUGCCCUGGGUUUUCCUGGUCUACAAGGGCCACCUGGGCCAGCAGGGCUACCAGGCCCACCAGGAUCGCCAAGACUGGGGAACUAUGCCAGCCCAGACAUUCAGGAGUACAUCCAGAGUGUUGCACUCAGAGGUCCUCCAGGACCCCCUGGUCCCCCAUUAUCUCAGGGCCCUCCUGGUGUCAUCCGUGGACUUGUUUCUUAUGCUGAGCAUGACAACAGAGAGGCACUUAAAGCAGAAUUACAAGAGUAUAUCAAGACCCAUGGAGCCAUUGUAGGACCACCUGGGAGGCCAGGUCCCAAAGGAGACAGAGGAGAAUACGACACACGGGUGAUGACGAGAAGAAAGAGAAAUGUCGGGACAUGAAAUCCUGAGUUAUCUGAUCCACAAAGUCUUUCGACUCAGGAACAAGUUGUACUUGUGAAAUCAGGGAUGAUGUACAGUGUUUUGUUUUUCCUUUUUCUUCUUUUUGAAAGAAACUUAUGGGGAAACUUUUUUGUUAUUUUAAUGAACGAAGAGUCAACUUUCAUAGUUAUGUGAA